Messenger RNA from Erigeron canadensis, 1235 nucleotides. RefSeq names its product acyl-CoA--sterol O-acyltransferase 1-like. The record is from RefSeq and is a predicted model, not a curated record. Gene Ontology annotation, biological process: lipid metabolic process. NCBI's taxonomy places the organism in Eukaryota, Viridiplantae, Streptophyta, Magnoliopsida, Asterales, Asteraceae. The transcript has a single exon. Bases 61 to 1146 code for a protein of 361 amino acids.
UGAGUUCGUUUCCUUUGCUAUUAGAUAUAUAUAUAUAUAUAUUGAAAGGAAGAAACUUUCAUGAACAUGGAAGGAGAGGUGAACAACUUCAUUGUGACUUGGAUGGUAGUGUUUGCAAGUCUCUUAUAUUCUUACAUAAUUGGCAAGUUAAUACCAAAAGGCACGACUAGACUUUUGGCUUUAUCAAUUGUUAUAUGCCUUUUUCUUUGGUUUCCACUUAAGCUAACCACCAUGCACCUUGGUGGAUUAACCUCUUUUUUCAUAGCAUGGCUUGCAAACUUCAAAAUCCUUCUAUUUGCUUAUGGAAAAGGUCCCCUUGCUUCAAAUCCACCGCUCCCAUUGUCACGCUUUAUACCCACUGCGUGUCUCCCGAUCAAGCCCGCUUAUAGUACUCCAUCUCCGGCAUCAGGUCCUCCAACAAGCUCUAUCAAAAAAACCAAAAAAUCGGUGAAGUUUCUUUUGGUCAAGGUUGUGUUGUUUGGAUUGUUACUAAAGGCAUAUGACUAUGGUGAAUAUAUUCAUCCACACUUGAAAAUGUCAUUAUAUGGCUUUCAUAUCUACUUCAUGCUUGAAAUAGUCUUAGCCAUGCUUGCAUAUGUGGCUGGAACCUUAGUGGAAAUGCAGCUUGAGCCACAAUUUGAUGAGCCAUAUCUAGCUACUUCCCUUCAAGACUUUUGGGGCAAAAGGUGGAACCUUAUGGCUACAAACAUUUUACAUCCAACUAUAUAUGACCCUGUCCGUUCCAUUUCUUCGCAUUUCUUGACAAGAAAACAGGCCUCUAUAGUCGCGAUUUUUGUAACGUUUCUUGUUUCAGGGUUAAUGCACGAGUUUAUAUUCUAUAACAUUGGAAGAUUACAACCUACAGGAGAAGUUACUUGCUUCUUUUUAUUACAUGGAGUAUUGUUAAGUAUUGAAAUUGCCAUCAAGAGAGCAGCCAAAGGACAAUCAUAUAUGCCUCCAAUUUUGUCGCGAGUGUUAACUUUGGGAUGCGUGCUCGCGACUGCUUUUUGGUUGUUCUUUCCGCCAUUUUUACGAUUCACACCAAUUGUUCGUGGAUGUCAAGAGACAGUCGCAUUUCUAGAGUUUGUAAUAAAUGGUCGGCUAAUUAGCCCCGUGAAUGCUUCAUGUCCAAUUAUAUUAAGGUAGAUAUAUCAUAUAUGUACGUUAUCAUUAAUUUAUUUCAUGAUUUCAAACGUUUUGUAUGAAUGAUGAUAAUUAUUCGAGGUAUUUUUAUU